Molecule: messenger RNA, 212 nt
Organism: Racocetra fulgida
Lineage: Eukaryota; Fungi; Glomeromycota; Glomeromycetes; Diversisporales; Gigasporaceae
Source: the annotation of a GenBank genome assembly
ACCCUGAACCAAAUUAUGAAGCCGGCUCAGGCUCAACAACCCAAGCUCACAGAGAAAGGAUUCAAGAAAAAAUGUACGCUCCUAAAGAGAAUUUUCAGUCAAUUUAUAAAACAGAAAAUGGUAUUAAAGAAAAAGAACCCCUCUCUGGAGAUAUAAAAUUUCUAGAAAAAAGGCCAGAUACAGAAAGGCAACACAAAAGUUGGAUGCUGUAA